GGCCUGGCGGUGCCUGGGGGUGCCGGCCCGGGGAGGGAGCUGAGUGGCAGCGAGCCGUCUCCCCCUCAGACCCUCACAUGGAAGCCCCUCCCAGGGCCCCAGCCCCGUCGGGACCCCUCCCCAGCCCUGAGCCCCAGGGCCCGCCCAGACCUCCCUGGGGCCCCACCUUUCUCCAUGUUUUGGGUGGCUGAGGGCGAGCACCUCUGGGCCCCCCUGGAGUUCCCGCAUCUGGGGAUGUCCUGGUGCCCCUCCAGCCUGGGACUCGUGACCGGGGAGGGCGCAGGGCCAGCUCUGGCACCCACUCCCCACAGUCUUCCUUCCUGCCCUCACAAGCCACCUCUGCCCUGAGCCACGCGCCCAGCCAGCCCCUCCAGGGCCUGGUUCUUGCUACAGAAGUGGAAGCAGGAGGGGGUUGCAGCAGCGAGGCCCCCCAGACAUUGCAGGGGGCUGCCACCAGCUCGCACCUCUGCUUGCGCCUCAGAGGGGCUCCAGGGGCUGAACCCGGUGGCCGAGGACACCUCUGCCAGCAGACUCCGGGCUCAGAGGAGCAGGACCUGGAGACCACGGACUCGGCCUCGGAGGCCAGCCGCAGCCCCCCAGCCCUGGAGUUUCCUGCUGUGGCCGCGUCCACCAAGCUCUGCUUGCAUCAGAUGGUGCUUCCUUCCUGCCUGUGGUCACCUCUCCAGCUUCUCGCACUUCCUGCGACGCACUGGCAGCCGCUUGGCUCACCGGGUCUAGGUGCUUGGGGCCGGGGCCAGAACCAGAGCUGACCCGACGCGCAGGACCUGAGCCAGCCACACGCACGGAACAUGCCCUCGGCCUUCGAGCAGGUGGUCAGGAACACGCUCCAGGAGCUGGACUGUGGCAGGGAGCUCGUGCCCGUGCGCAGCUUGGGCCACUCCGCCAGCUUCCAGCCCUACUGCCUGCUGGUGAAGGAGCCCUGUGGCUCCGUGUUCUGGAAGCCCCGCUUCCAGGGUGUGGAGCUGUCCAUCAGGGACAUCCUGGAGCCCGAUGCCCCAGAACCAGAUGCGGUGCAGGCCGGCCCCUUCCACUUCCAUGACGCCGUGGACGGGCGGCUGCAGGGCAGCGUGGAGCUGGCCGCCCCAGGGCAGGGGCAGCUGGCAGGGGAGGCCGCGAUGUCCAGCAGCUCCAGCGCCUCCAUGCACCUGUGCCUGCUGAGCGUGCCCCCCUGCACGUGGACCGCCUUGCGGCAGGAGAGACGCCUGCGGCGGCCGGAGCCCCAGAUCCUGCGGCAGCUGCGGCGCCAAGGGCGCAACCUGUACGUGGUGACCAAGGCGCUGCGGACGCAGAGGGAGGUGGAGGUCACCAGCACGCAGAAGCGGGAGGGCGCUGGCCGGUUCAUGCUGCCCACCACCAUGUGCUUGCAGGGGAAGGGCCAGGGCCACCUGAGCCACAAGCGGACGAUCACCAUCCCCUCGGGCAGCAUCCUCGCCUUCCAGCCGGCCCUGCUGACUAUGGGUUCUGACUGGGAAGUCGUCCUCUUCCCGGACAAGAGACAGAAGACCUUCGGGCCCCCUCAGGAAGGCUUCCUGUCCCUCGGCUUUGAGAUCUUCCACCGCGGCUCCGGAGGCCGGAUCCAGUCAGAUGCAGCUGCUUGGGGCUCCGCGCCCGCCGAGGACUGGCAGGGCCUCCAGGCAGAGGUGGCGGAGCGGGCCAAGGGCCUGUGCAUCCUGUCCGGGGAGCUGUGUGGGCAGCUGCGGGGCGGCCUGGUGGAGGUGCUGCCCGAGGAGGAGGCCCUGCGAGGUCUAGAGGAGUUGCUGGAGCAGGGCCUGAGAAGCGGGCAUGUGCCACCCCAGUCUGGCCCAGUGGGCAUCAUCCUGGGGUGCCUGAGCCUGUCCGACGGGAGGCUGGUAGAGGAGCUCACUGAGAUCGUCUUGUACCUGCUGGGUGCUCUGGCAGCGCUCAGUGACACUCAGCGUGGGCUGCUGGCCUGGGGCCUGGAGACCAGGGCCCUGCAGGCACCGCUCAGCCUGGUGGGCAGCGUCCUGGAGCAGAGUACACCGUGGCAGCUGCGCCAGCCCGUGUCCCUGCCCGCAUGGCUCCUGGGCAGCAGUUGGAGCACAGAGGCGCCUGCCUGGACUCUGCUGGAAGAGUGUGGCCUGGAGCUGCGGGGCGAUGCUCCCCACGUGAGCUGGGAGCCCGAGGCCCAGGGCCAGCUCUGCGCUCUCUAUGCCUGCCUGGCACUGCUCUCCAGGCUGGGCGAGGCCCAGUAGCUGCUGGCCUGCAUCAGGCACCUCUCCUGGCCAAGCUGCACAGCGCCCACCUGCUGGCAGCCCAGGAAGGACAAAGCCCAGCGGCCGGUGGCCUUUCGCCACGGUUGUGGACUCGGGGCUGAAUAAACACCAUGUGCG
Molecule: messenger RNA, 2372 nt
Organism: Talpa occidentalis (Iberian mole)
Lineage: Eukaryota; Metazoa; Chordata; Mammalia; Eulipotyphla; Talpidae
Gene: GSDMD
Product: gasdermin D
Exons: 12
Coding region: 810-2234 (474 amino acids)
Biological process (GO): pyroptotic inflammatory response; defense response to bacterium
Cellular component (GO): NLRP3 inflammasome complex
Molecular function (GO): phosphatidylinositol-4-phosphate binding; phosphatidylinositol-4,5-bisphosphate binding; phosphatidylserine binding
Source: RefSeq, a predicted model, not a curated record